AUGGCAGAGGACGACGCAAUUCUCAAGCUACAGGCCUACCGAGCACAAGGUUUCCUGACUGACAACGACGAAUGCACCGGGUGGGUUGUGAAAAUACCGGACACCGACCAGUCGUUCGUGACCGUGAAAGCUUUUCCGGACGUCUUCCCAAGCCAGAAUAAUGGCCUGCUCGGCGCCUGCGAGGUGCUCGUGCUUGCGGUGGGAGAGAAAAGCUUGGGCCUGCAAAAAGAUGGUACUGUGAACUACGACCCUGGUAACAGGCGUCUCGUCUACUCCGGCGUCGGCUUACUGAUCAAAAGGAGCCAGCAUGGGAAACCUUCUGAACGUUUCCAGAGAAUAGGGGCGAUCAGAUUCGUGGAGAUGGAGAGGCAGAGUUGGGAGAAGAUAUGUCAUGCCUGUGGGCAGACAGAUGGCACACUCUCCGAAGGAAAUGGGGAAAGGCUGAUUCUGGCCUAA
Messenger RNA from Diaporthe citri, 456 nucleotides. RefSeq lists its product as uncharacterized. NCBI's taxonomy places the organism in Eukaryota, Fungi, Ascomycota, Sordariomycetes, Diaporthales, Diaporthaceae. The record is from RefSeq and is a predicted model, not a curated record. The transcript has a single exon. Bases 1 to 456 code for a protein of 151 amino acids.